GUGCUUUUGGUUCCUUUCACAGCAGUAUAAGGUGUGCCACUGUGUCCUGUCUUACCUAAGACAUGGCACGUCUGGCCCUCCCUGUCUUCCUCGUUCUUUGCUUCUCCUUGCUCCACUUCAGCUUCAGUCGCCCAUCUCGCACCAGGAAGGCUGUGUCAGCUAGACAGUCUGGAGAUGCAGCUCCAGAGGAAGAUGAUGUGAAGUCCCAGCUUGAGAGGUUGUGGCAGGAGGUGAAUUCACUGAAAGAGAUGCAGGCGCUGCAGACAGUCUGUCUUCGUGGCAUCAAAGCUCACAGGAAGUGUUAUCUUACAAUUGAGGAACCCAAACAUUACCAUGAAGCCAAUGAAGACUGCAUUGCACAAGGAGGAACUCUUGCCACGCCACGGGACAUGAUGGAGAACAAUGAACUGAGAGACUAUGCAAAGAGGAGCGCUCCAGGAUCCAAGGACUUCUGGAUCGGUGUGGCAGACAUAGUGAAAGAAGGCCAGUAUGUAGAUGUCAACAGCCUGCCAGUCAGCUUUUUCAACUGGGACCGCUCCAAGAAGCAGCCCACAGGAACGAAGAGGGAGAGCUGUGUUGCCCUUUCAGUGGUUGCACAGGGAAAGUGGUACGAUGAGGUGUGUCGCAGCAUGAAAAAGUACAUCUGUGAAUAUGUCAUUCCUUAAAGGGAAUGUUGUUGUUGACAACUUGAUGAUCAUUCAUGCGGGUUUUUGAUUAAAAUUGUCCAAAACUGUGUUGUCAAAUCUGUGUCAACUCAUGGUGGAAGCAUGACUUGUAACUGGUCAUGUACUGUAAAAUGUCUUUUAAUAAAAUUUGUCUCUAUGCAUUAAUUAGGUUGCAAAUUAGCUUUAAUACUACAAAGUAGUAACCGGCUAUGUCACUUUAUUUUUAUUUUGAGUCCAAAAGCCUCUGGUGAUGACCGAAGAGCAUGGAAAGUAAGAAAUUCUGGAUGAAGUUACACAGAAAUAAAAAAUCUAAACCGUU
Molecule: messenger RNA, 984 nt
Organism: Toxotes jaculatrix (banded archerfish)
Lineage: Eukaryota; Metazoa; Chordata; Actinopteri; Toxotidae
Gene: clec3a
Product: C-type lectin domain family 3, member A
Exons: 3
Coding region: 63-665 (200 amino acids)
Source: RefSeq, a predicted model, not a curated record